Dipodomys spectabilis (banner-tailed kangaroo rat) is the source of this 2926-nucleotide messenger RNA. It is a transcript of the gene Vezt, whose product is annotated as vezatin, adherens junctions transmembrane protein. Gene Ontology annotation, cellular component: plasma membrane. The transcript has 12 exons. Gene Ontology annotation, molecular function: myosin binding. Bases 83 to 2437 code for a protein of 784 amino acids. The record is from RefSeq and is a predicted model, not a curated record. Gene Ontology annotation, biological process: cell-cell adhesion. Lineage: Eukaryota; Metazoa; Chordata; Mammalia; Rodentia; Heteromyidae.
CACCGAAGGCGAAAUCUUGGUGCCGCCUGCCCUCCUGCCUUCAUUUCCCAUCGUGCCGAGGCGGGUGGCAUGGCGGAGAAGGAUGACACCGGAGUUCGACGAAGAGGUGGUUUUUGAGAACUCUCCACUUUACCAGUAUUUACAGGAUUUAGGACACACAGAUUUUGAAAUAUGUUCUUCUUUGUCACCGAAACCAGAAAAAUGUACAACAGAAGGACAACAAAAGCCUCCUACGGAAGUCCCACCAAAACAAGGCAUACUGGUAAAAUUGGCAGGAUCCAUCAAAAGUUGUAUUUUUUUCCCACACUGCAGUAAAGAGGAUGCGGUACUUCACAAGUUGGAUACUGGAUUCCGACUUGACUCAUUGCAUGCCAUCCUGCAACAGGAAGUCCUGUUACAAGAGGAUGUGGAGCUAAUUGAGCUACUUGAUCCCAGUAUCCUGUCUGCAGGGCAACCUCAACAACAGGAAAAUGGACACCUUCCAACACUCUGCUCCCUGGCAACCCCUAAUAUUUGGGAUGUCUCAGUGCUAUUUAUCUUCAUUAGUUUGCUUAUUAUGCUUCCCACUUGGUGGAUUGUCUCUUCCUGGAUGAUAUGGGGAGUGGUUCUAUUUGUUUAUUUGGUUAUAAGAGCUUUGAAAUUAUGGAGAACAGCCAAACUGCAAGUGACCCUAAAAAAAUAUGCUGUUCGUCUAGAAGAUAUGGCAGCAAAUAGCCGUGCGUUUACUAACCUUGUGAGGAAAGCUUUACGUCUCAUUCAAGAAACUGAAGUCAUUUCCAGAGGCUUUACACUUUUGCUUGACAGGGUCAGUGCUGCUUGCUCAUUUAAUAAAGCUGGACAGCAUCCCAGUCAGCAUCUCAUCGGUCUUCGGAAAGCUGUCUACAGAACUGUAAGAGCCAACUUCCAAGCAGCAAGGCUAGCUACCCUAUAUAUGCUGAAAAACUACCCCCUGAACUCUGAGAGUGACAAUGUUACCAACUACAUCUGUGUGGUGCCUUUUAAGGAGCUGGGCCUUGGACUUAGUGAAGAGCAGAUUUCAGAAGAGGAAGCACAUAACCUUACAGAUGGCUUCAGCCUACCUGCAUUGAAGGUUUUGUUCCAACUCUGGAUGGCACAGAGUUCAGAGUUCUUCAGACGAUUAGCCCUGCUACUUUCUCCAACCAAUUCACCACUGGGGCCCUUGCUUACUCCAGCACAUUUGCCUCAUCGUAUUUUAUCUGAUGUGACUCAAGGUCUACCUCAUGCUCAUUCUGCCUGUUUGGAAGAGCUUAAGCGCAGCUAUGAAUUCUAUCGGUACUUUGAAACUCAGCACCAAUCAGCUCCCCAGCGUUUAUCCAAAACUCAGCAGAAGUCAAGAGAACUGAAUAAUGUUCACACAGCAGUGCGCAGCUUACAGCUCCAUCUGAAAGCCUUACUGAAUGAGGUAAUAAUUCUUGAAGAUGAACUUGAAAAGCUUGUUUAUACUAAAGAAACACAAGAGCCAGUAUCAGAGGCCUAUCAGGUUCUAGAACAGAAACUAAAGUUGAUUGAGCCCCAUGUUCAAGCAAGCAACAGUUGCUGGGAAGAGGCCAUUUCUCAGGUGGACAAACUGUUACGAAGAAAAACAGACAAAAAAGGCAAACCUGAAGUGGCAUGUGAGAACUCACACUGCAUCACCACUCCUGUGAUCCCGCCUGCUCUACACAUUGCAGACAAAGACCCCAUCCCUGAGGAACAGGAACUAGAAGCUUAUGUAGAUGAUAUAGAUAUAGACAGUGACUUCAGAAAGGAUGAUUUUUAUUACUUGUCUCAAGAAGACAAAGAGAGACAAAAGCGUGAGCAGGAAGAAUCCAAGAGGGUGCUUCAGGAAUUAAAGUCUGUGCUGGGAUUUAAGGCUUCAGAGGCAGAAAGGCAGAAAUGGAAGCAGCUCCUGUUUAGUGAUCACGCUGUGUUGAAAACCCUGUCUCCUGUAGACCCAGUGGAACCCAUAAGUAAUUCAGAAACAUCUAUGACUUCAGAUAUUGGAGAAGUCGAUAAAAACGAUACUGAUGAAGAUAGUAGUAAACCUUCCACAGCCGACAAUGAGAUAAGUAGGACUGAGUAUGUAUUUGAGGACCCUGUAGAAUGUCAAAACAAAGACGCCGCAGCAAAUGAGGUCGUCCUUGAAGGAGUUGCAGAAAGAAUGUACUACCAGUGUAAGAGUGAGCAUGAACUACAGCAGGCCAGUAGUGGCGGCCUGGCCACUGCCCCUUCACAUCCCAGAGACUCACCAGAGCCCUCCAUUAAGCAGAGGUUGGCACGGCUACAGCUGUCACCAGAAUUUACCUUUACUGCUGGCCUCGCUGCAGAAGUGGCCGCUAGAUCUCUGUCCUUCACCACCAUGCAAGAACAGACUUUUGGAGAUGAGGAGGAAGAACCAGUAAUUGAAGAAAGUGAAAAUGAAGUAGAAGAAAAGUGAGAAUCAAGAUGAAGUCAUUUUAGAUUGUUCCUAUUACAAAGUGUUUUAGCCUCAAGACUGGAAAGGGAAAAUGAGUGUAAGUUUACUAUAUCUAAAGCUAAGAUGUGAAUUUACAGAAAGAACCCUGGUUUGAACAACUGAUCUAAAAUUAGUAGUUACCUGUAUAUGGAUGGUCUUUUAGAAAAUAAGAAAGGUAAGGGCUCUUUUUGAAUAAACAGCUAUUUUAAUGUGGCACAACUGAUGAUCUUGAUAAUUCUUUAAGUACUUUUAAUAAGAAAUGAAGUUAUCAUUUCUUGCCAGGAUUUGCUACCAUAAGGUAACCGGGAUAAUUCUCUUGCAAGAACAUUAACAUUUAGUAUGACUCCUUUUUACUGUAUCCUUGCAGUUAACAACUGCAGCCAUUAUGUCAAUAAUAAUUGUUUGUAUUUUAUUUUUGUUUAUACCAGUCUUAAAGAUACAGGUUCUGAAUAAAAUACUUAAUUCAUACAA